AGGCCCUUAUCGUCGCAUGUAUUGUGCGUAAACUUCUCUACUUUGCAGGCCGGCUGCAGAUUCAUAAACACAAAAAACCAUGCCUGAACUCAGCGCACAGGAUUCUUCCAAGCGGGAGCCCAAAGUCGAAGACAAAGUGACUGUCGAGGACGGUGAUGACACCGACUCCGGUAGCGACGACUCGGUGCCAGAACUAGACGAUGACAUUGGAAAGGCGACAGGACAAAGCCAGAUUGCACAAGCUGCGGGCAUCACCGAGGAGCUGGUCAGCAAAGCCAAGCAGAGUCGGAGUGAGAAGAAGGCGCGCAAGCUGAUGUCCAAACUGGGACUUAAGCAGGUGCAGGGUGUCUGCCGGGUGACCAUCCGAAAGUCCAAAAACAUCCUCUUCGUCAUCACCAAGCCAGAUGUGUACAAGAGCCCGGCGUCAGACACCUACAUCGUAUUCGGAGAGGCCAAGAUUGAGGACCUCAGUCAACAAGCCCAGAUGGCAGCGGCCGAGAAGUUCAAGGCACCUGACGUCGGCGCAGCGAUGGGUGAGCCAGCACAGGCCGCAGUGUCUCAACCUAUCGAAGAGGAGUCUGAAGAAGAUGAAGAGGUGGACGAGGCAGGAGUGGAGGCUAAGGAUAUCGAACUCGUCAUGUCUCAAGCCAACGUCUCUCGUGUCAAAGCAGUCAGGGCACUCAAGAACAACAACAACGAUAUCGUCAAUGCAAUUAUGGAACUCACGAUGUAGCAGCAAUGUGCCCAAGACUCAAAGCAUCCAAUCGUGGCUCUCCGAAAAAGCUUUUUUUUUUUUUACCCCCUCCUGCCUCGUGUAAAAAAAAAGAAUCGAGUGAAUGUGGGAGACUGCUCAAUCGUGCCCUGCUGGAGUCUCCUACCCAUUCGCAGUGUUGUGAACAGUUGACAAUAAAUUGUUAAGCCCAUUG
Messenger RNA from Rhipicephalus microplus (southern cattle tick), 926 nucleotides. It is a transcript of the gene Nacalpha, whose product is annotated as nascent polypeptide associated complex protein alpha subunit. The record is from RefSeq and is a predicted model, not a curated record. NCBI's taxonomy places the organism in Eukaryota, Metazoa, Arthropoda, Arachnida, Ixodida, Ixodidae. Gene Ontology annotation, cellular component: nascent polypeptide-associated complex.